Messenger RNA from Agrilus planipennis (emerald ash borer), 2156 nucleotides. RefSeq names its product cyclin-A1-2-like. Bases 165 to 1973 code for a protein of 602 amino acids. The record is from RefSeq and is a predicted model, not a curated record. The transcript is spliced from 6 exons. Gene Ontology annotation, biological process: regulation of cyclin-dependent protein serine/threonine kinase activity; mitotic cell cycle phase transition. Gene Ontology annotation, cellular component: cytoplasm; nucleus; cyclin-dependent protein kinase holoenzyme complex. Gene Ontology annotation, molecular function: cyclin-dependent protein serine/threonine kinase regulator activity. Lineage: Eukaryota; Metazoa; Arthropoda; Insecta; Coleoptera; Buprestidae.
AUAUUACUGUAGAUAUCUAAAGUGUUGAAACGUAUCAUUAAAAAAGUUUUAUAAAAAGAUUAAGAAAAUUUUCCGCUAAAUCUUUGGGAAGGUUAAAUUACAUUUUAGUCGUAACGUCGUAGUUGUGGAGUAAGUAUCUAUACGUUGAAGCGGUGGUUUCCAAGAUGUCGGAAAAAGUGGUAGUUUAUCGAGAAAACCAGCAUAACUAUUAUCAUUAUUAUGAAAUAGUAAAUGCAAAAGAUCCUCCAAAAUCUUUGCAUCCCAGAACUGCUCUUACCGAUUAUAAGAAUAGAAAUAUAGUUUCUUUACAUUCGCUUACAACCGGUAAAAAAGCCCAGAUUCAGUAUCACAGAAAAACACAGGAGAUCAGAAAGAGACUAGAUUACCAAGACGAUGAUAAAGAAAAUAUAAUCACGACAGAUUUUGAAUGCAUUAAAAAAUCAGAAGAAUGCAAUGAAUAUGGACAAAGUGGAAAACAUUAUUACCCACAGAAUGAUAACAAAAAUGGAAAAGUGUCCAUGAAACCAGCGCAGACAGAGAAACCACGUUCCUCAAAUGCAAAUCUUAAAAACGAAAUAAGAAUUAAUAGUAAUAAUGAAAAGAAACCUGUACAAAAUAAACCUCAAAUACGAACGUCUAAUGAACAAUACAAACGACAGCCCCAAAAGGAAGAUGUUCCCAAGUCAGUUCGAGUACCCAGGCCACCAAUAAGUGCUCCAGUAACCAAAAAAAUUGAAAGUAUUCCCAGACUAUCAAAUGCUCGUGGUGGACCCACAAAACCUCAAUAUCUUUCUGUACCUCCAAACACUGCACCCGUAAAACCUAUUCUCAAAUACGUGAAUGCAAGGGAAGAUAUAAGAAUAUCGUCCGAAAAAAAGAUAUCCUUUAAGGAUGCAUCUAAUAAAGAAGCAAAUGACUUGCCAAAAGACCAAGAGCAAGAUGAAGAAACAAAUAGAGUUACUAGAAUUUAUAAAGUAGAUAUGCGACGUGUAACCGUGAGAAGAAACAUAAAUGACGACGAUGCUGACCAUAAUGAUGAAUUAUGGACCAAACCGGACAAUGCUGAUGUUACGUGGAUUGAAGACGAAUCAGAAAAAUUGAAAUUUUUAAAUAAGAGAAAAUUCACUGAAAGUUUUCAAUCUUCGUACGAUGGAUAUGCUAUUGAUAAGCUUUUUUAUCCGUACAUAGAAGAUGUAGUUACGUACUUGAGAAGGUUGGAGUACAAAUACGUUCUAAGAAACAGUCUCUUUGGUAAUCGACCAGAAAAUGGAAGUCCACAAACCAGAAUGCUUGCCAUUAACGUGAUGUUGCGCCUAACAGAUCUCAAACGAAUUUCGCUGGGGACAUUUUUAAAAUCAGUUAUUUUAUUCGAUAAUAUAUUACACAUGAAACUUAUUGCACCAAAUAAACAAUUAUUAGUAGGACUGGUGUGCUUGUGGCUUUCUACUAAAAACGAAUGCGGGAUUAUUCGAAAGGCAUCAGAAAUAGCUCAUUUAAUAAGCGACAGGUACACAGUGAAAGAAAUAUUAGAGAUGGAAAUGGCAAUUCUGACUUAUUUUAAAGGAGAUUUUAAUUUCCCGGACCCCACUGAUUUUAUCGCUUAUAUUAUUUAUAAAUGGUUAGGAUUUGAAAGUACGGUAUUUAAUCAUAUAGUGAAUUACAUUUUAAUUUGCUUUUGCAUGCAUAGCGGUUUUAGUACCGUCUCUCCAUCACAUCAGGCUGCAGCAGUAGUUCAUUUGGCAUCACAAUUUUUCACUAAGAACCACGACAUAAAACCAUGGAGCGUUCUGUCGGGAUCCGCAUGUUAUUAUAGCGAAAUUGAAAUAAAAAAUGUACAAGUUGUAAUGCAUAAACAAGUUAUAAAAUUUACAACUUCCAAUUCUCAGUUCUAUCCGUAUACAAUGUACUCAACCGCUGAUAAAUUAAAACUGAGCAGCAUACUUGCAAAAAAGAUAGAGAAACGUUCUAAUUGAUUCAGGACCUGUUGUGUAAACACUUGCGCUGGCGCUUUUAAUGUGUGACCUAGAUAUAAAUAAGUAAGAAUAAUUGCGUUAUUAAUAUUUUUAAGUUUUUCUUUUCUGUAUGUGUGUUCAUUUUUUUAAUGUUUGAAAAGUCUUAAUAUUUUUUAUUACAUUUCUGUUUGUAAGGGAAUAAAU